Messenger RNA from Fonsecaea nubica, 1551 nucleotides. RefSeq lists its product as hypothetical. The coding region runs from base 1 to 1551 and encodes 516 amino acids. Gene Ontology annotation, molecular function: carbohydrate:proton symporter activity. Gene Ontology annotation, cellular component: membrane. Gene Ontology annotation, biological process: carbohydrate transport; transmembrane transport. NCBI's taxonomy places the organism in Eukaryota, Fungi, Ascomycota, Eurotiomycetes, Chaetothyriales, Herpotrichiellaceae. The transcript has 6 exons. The record is from RefSeq and is a predicted model, not a curated record.
AUGGCUCUACCUCCCAAAUGGUAUCAGUUCCUCGUCGGCGUCUUCGCCUCGCUUGGCUCAUACUUGUACGGCUACGACCUGGGUGUCAUUGCAGAAGUCGUGGCCAGCAGCACCUUCAAGGCCAAAUUCGCGGCAGAUGACACCCAGACAGGUCUGGUCGUCUCCAUGUUCACCACGGGGGCCUUCUUCGGGGCGGCCCUGGCUGGACCCAGUGGCGACUAUCUCGGUCGUCGAUGGACCAUUGUCCUGGGAUCAAUCAUCUUUUGUCUGGGUGGUGGCUUGCAGACUGGCGCACAGAACAUCAGCUACCUCUGGUCAGGCCGGUUCCUAGCCGGACUAGGCGUCGGAUUUCUCGUCAUGAUUGUUCCUCUAUACCAAGCUGAGCUAGCUCAUCCCAGCAUUCGAGGGCGCAUCACGGCCCUGCAGCAGUUCAUGCUUGGUGUGGGUGCGCUGGUGGCUUCGUGGAUUUCGUGGGCGACAUUUGUCCAUAUUCCAAACAGCAGCGCCCAAUGGCGAGUUCCGCUCGGUCUCCAAGUUAUCCCUGCCGUCUUUCUGGGCCUUUUGAUCUUCUUGUUCCCAGAGUCUCCCAGAUGGCUCAUGGACCACGACCGACCGGACCAAGCUCUGAAGGUCUUGGCCCAGCUUCACUCCCACGGCGACGAAAGGGAUCCCUGGGUGAUUGCCGAGUACGAACAAGUGCAGACUUCGAUUGCGCACGAGCACCAGUACGAGGCGAAGUCGUAUCUCGAACUGUUCCGGUCUCGAUCGGCCUUCCGCCGGCUCUUCCUCUGCUGUGCACUGCAAGCCAGCAUCCAGAUGACGGGCGUCUCGGCGAUCCAGUACUUUUCGGUCGAAAUCUACGGCCAGAUCGGCAUCUCCGGCAACGACACGCUCAAGUACCAGGGCAUCAACAGCAUCAUCGCCCUGGUGGCGCAGUUCCUGUGCAUCCUGUGCAUCGACCACACGGGCCGUCGCUGGCCCCUGAUCUACGGUAACCUCGGCAACAUGGUCACCUUCAUCGUCGCCACCAUCCUACUGGCAAAGUUCCCUCCUGGGGUAUCGACCAACAAGGGCGCUCAGUGGGGGUUCAUCAUCAUGACCUGGCUGUACAACUUUUCCUUUAGCGCGACGUGCGGGCCGUUGUCGUGGAUCAUUCCGGCCGAGGUGUUUGAUACGAGGACUCGAAGCAAAGGCGUGAGCAUCGCCACCAUGACCAGCUUUGCCUUUAACACGAUGAUUGGCCAAGUCACCCCCAUCGCCAUGACCAACAUCGGCUACCGGUUCUACUACCUCUUCAUCGUGUGCAACCUGACCAACGCCAUCUUCUUCUGGCUGCUGCUCCCCGAAACCGCCCGCCGCCCGCUCGAGGAGAUGAAUUACCUGUUUGAGCACGCGCCGUGGAUCGUCGUCGGCACCACCAGGGACAGCUACGCCAGCCACGAUCUGGAGAAUCGCCUGCACGAGAUCGCGGCCGAGGCUGAGGUCAAGAGGGCGGGUGGUGUCGGGGUUGAGGUGUUGCAUGAAGAGAAGGUUUCACGGCCGCAAUCAUAA